AUGGCCAGUCUACCGCCUCAAGAGUACCCGCCCCAGCCUCAGGACGUGCCGAUGGAGGGCGUUCAGCAGCACCAGCCUCCCCCGCCGCACGGGCACCCCGGCCCGCCCGAUAUGAUGCCGCCACCUUCGACGCCAACGCCCGCACCGCCGUCCCGCAAGCGCAAGAAGAACGACAACGGCGAGCCGUCUUCCCCAGCCGAGCCCCGACGUCUCAGGCGUUCCCACGAGGCCUGUGCACGCUGCAGGAGCAAGAAAAUAAAGUGCGACUCGAAGCAUCCUCGUUGCUCUGCGUGUGCCACAGCGGGAACGCCCUGUCAUCAGGAGGACCGCCACCGGCAGACAUUGACGCCCCGUGGUUAUCAGGAGCGUCUCGAGAGACAGCUUGCGCUCUGCGAUGCACUACUUAAGCACUACAAUCCCAACUUCGAGAUGGACAACAUCGAGGACGCAAUGCGCCAGGUCGGCUUGCCUACAGAUCCUCCCACUGGACCGGACGGUCAAGUCUCGACGGCUUUCCAGUUCUCUGCCCCUGGACCUGGCUCACCUGGCUUCCCACCUCCUCCUCCCGGAAUGAUGCCACCUGGGUACAUGCCGCCGUACGGGUACCCUGGUCCGCCGCCGCCGGGCGGUCCUUACCCACCGCCGCCGCCAGGCAUGAUGCCGCCGCCGCCGCACAUGUUCAACCCUCAUAUACACCCCGCGUUCCAGCCUCCUCCGAUGCCACCGGCUCAGACCACGCCCCCACCUCCCAACCAGAGCUCCCCGCCGACCCCUGCGACCCCUAUGCCCACCACUUCGGUGCCACCUCCCGUUCAGCCCGAGGGUCCCGGUCCCGACAUCAAGGGCAGCGACCCACGUUCGAACAACCUAGCCAACAACCUCGCGCUCGCCAAGAGCUUCGGCGUGUCGAGCGAUAUCAUGCAGGGUCUCGCCCUCGGCCCCCACGGCGCCGACAAAGAGGAUAUAUCCGUUGGCGGUAACGCUCUCUUCUCCGGCCGUGACCGCGAAGUGAGCGAAGGCGCCGCCCCGCGCGACCCUUCGAUGUGGCUGCACCACUUCGUGCGCCGCGGAAGCAUCGCGCCCGUACCAACUCCGAACCCUACACACGCCACGCCGCAGCCCGUUAUGCCGACUGUGCCCGUCUGGCUGCCGAAGGACAGGGAGUUCGUGGGCGUCAUCGUGAGCUCGUACUUCGAGCGCUUGAACUUCCAUCGUCCGGUGUUCCUGCAGCACGAGUUCAAUGCCCAGCUCGACCAGAUGUACAAUGGCGGGACGUCUGUGCUGGACCCGGGAUUCUUGUGCUCGGUGUACCUUGUGCUUGCGCUCGGUACGCUCAGCGAGCUUAGUCAUCGCGCGCUUAAGGCGGCGAAUACCGGCAAGGGACAGGAUAAGCCUGGAGAGCAGAGUACGAAGAGUCUGAUGCCGGCGCAGUGGCCUGAGCAUGAGGAGUUCUUCGAGCGCGCGCUUGCGGUGAAGCCAGAGUUGAGGGUCACCGUGAGCAGUCUGCAGGCGCUGAUCCUGCUUCAUUGGUAUCUCUACACCGAGAGACAAGGACGGACGCUCUGGCGUCUUGUUGGCAGUCUCGUUCGCCUGGGUAUCGAGCUCGGGCUCAACCACGACCCGAGUACCCAGAACGUCUUCAACGAGGAAGAGAGCCAGCUUCGUAUUCGUCUCUGGGGCAUCAUCCUCGUGCACGACCGUGGAACGUCGAUUCUACUCGGCCGUCCUCUCGCCAUCGCGCCGAGCGAUUCCUCUACGCCUCAACCCACCCUCCCGCUUCAGAAGCACGGCCGACGGGACUUCAGCGAGCACUUCCUGUUCAGCCCGCCCAUCGCCGCAAUUCAAGCGGAUAUCAUCCAGAGCCUGUACUCGCCGCAGACCGUCACGUCCGACCAGAUCCAGCGCCACGCCACGCGCAUUGUCAAAGGCCUCGUCGCAUUCCGCACAUCCUUGCCCGACCGGUACCAGUACUACUUCUCCGGUACCAAGGACUGGUCGCUCGAGCGUCGUUACGCGCUCGUUCAGGAUAUUACGGCCGACGAAGGCCUGACGCUGCUCAAGAUCGGCAUUACGCGGAUCAUGUUGCUGCGCGCGGUCUUCAGCAAUCAGGAGCUGCCGAUCCACAACAGGCGCAAGGCGCUCAUGGACGCGAUCAUCGUCAGCCAUAACAUCAUCAUUGUGCACCACUCGCUCAUCCGGUUCCCGGACAUCGCGUUCUUCGUCUCGCCCAUCCCACUGCACAUCGCCGCGAUGGUCAUCCUGUAUGGCCAUAUGAGCCGCUGCGACGCGCUUUCGCGGCAGAUCGCGUUGGAGGAUGUGUGGAUGGCGCUGGACAUGCUUCCGAGCUUCAGGUGGCGAUGGGAGCACAAGACGCCGUCGCAGCAGCAGGCCGCGCCUCAGCUGCACGACGGAGGAGGGCACCCGCUUAUUGCGCGGCUCGCGGAACAGGUGUUGCAUGUUAAUCUGCACCAGGCGGGCCCGUCCAGCCAGCCGCUACUGUUGCCGGAGAUGGAGUGGGAUAUGGAUCUCACGAGCCCGGUUCCUGCGCCUGCGGCGCCGCCGCAGGGGUAUUACCCUCCGUCGACGCCGUCGACGAAUGCGCCGCUCCCUGGCUCGCCGGAACGCGUACCGCAAGGACCGGUACCACAACCCGGCUCUGAGAAGAUGCCAGACGUCCCGCCCGCGCUGUUCUACCCGUACUAUACCUCGGGCGGUGCGCCUGCGGGCCCGAACGAGGCGCCCGUGAACACCACGACGAACGGCGGUGCUGGACGCGGUGUGCCGCAGGGCGGUCCUGGUAGUGCCGGCGCUGGUGCUGGGAGUGGUGGGAGCGGGGACUAUACGGCUAUUCUGGCGCAGGCGGGUGGUGGACAUCCGAGCUGGGGGACGUCGAAUGGGGAUAGUUAUGUGCUUGAAGAACGCGACGCGUGGGCGCAGCAGGUUCAGGCUGCUGCUGCGGGCGGGUAUAAUGGCAUGCCCGUUGAUCAGGCUCAACUUUGUCUGCUCUCUUCAACGACACCUUUGCUAGUCACCGCUGUCUCCAAAAUGAGUUACGUCGCUCCCAAGGGUGAAAAAGAGUACGACGCGACGGGCGCGCCCGUCCCGGCCGCCAAGAUGCACAAGAUCCGCAUCACGCUCACCAGCAGCAACGUCAAGAACCUCGAGAAGUUCUCGGGCGACCUCAUCAACCGCGCGAAGGACAAGCAGCUCCGCGUUAAGGGCCCCGUUCGUCUCCCCACCAAGGUUCUUAAGAUCACUACCCGCAAGACCCCUUGCGGUGAGGGUUCGAAGACCUGGGACCGCUACGAGCUCAAGGUGCACAAGCGCCUCAUCGACCUCCACUCGUCCAGCGAGAUCGUCAAGCAGAUCACGAGCAUCUCGCUCGAGCCCGGCGUUGAGGUUGAGGUCACCAUCUCCAACUGA
Messenger RNA from Peniophora sp. CBMAI 1063, 3423 nucleotides. The record is from the annotation of a GenBank genome assembly. NCBI's taxonomy places the organism in Eukaryota, Fungi, Basidiomycota, Agaricomycetes, Russulales, Peniophoraceae.